AUGACUCGCUCUGAUGGCUCCAUUGAGCGCUACAAAGCUCGUGUUGUUGCAAAAGGGUUUACACAGAAGUAUGGGAUUGAUUAUAAAGAGACCUUUACUCCGGUUGCUCAUAUCUCAUCUGUUCGUGCCCUCUUAGCUAUUGCUGCUGCCAAAAUGAAUAAAUUUAUCGUAUCAGGAGUCGCCAUUGUCGUUGUAGUAGGUGCAGUCAUUGGAAUCAUAGCCACUGUAAGCCAUACGGGCAGCUCUAGCAAGGAUGAUAAUGUAUCCACGACUUCAAAAUCAGUUAGUGCCAUUUGUAGUCCAACUGAUUACAAAGACGCAUGCAUUAAGAGCCUUAGCUCAUAUGCUAAAAAUCAAAGUGCUACCCCGAAAGACUUCAUUCAAACUGCUUUACAGGUCACCAUCCAAGAGGUGAAAGCAGCAUUACAAAAGUCUGGUGUCAUAGGGAACAGCACCAACAAUUCAACUCAGAAAAUGGCCGCGGAUGAUUGCAAGGAUUUGCUGCAAUUUGCAAUUGACGAGCUGCAAGCUUCGUUCUCAACGGUGGGUGACAGCGAGUUGCAUACCAUAAGUGAUAGAGAGGUUGAGCUCAAAAACUGGUUAAGUGCUGUGAUUUCAUACCAAGAGACAUGCAUUGAUGGGUUCACUCAGCCAGACCUGAAGAAUGAAAUGUCAAAUGGGCUUCUUAAUGCUAGUCAGCUGACAAGCAAUGCUUUAGCCAUUGUUUCUGCACUUUCUGAAAUCUUGACUUCCUUCAAUAUCCCAAUCAACACGACUGCAAGCUCUCGACGACUUCUUGAUGUUUCAGGAGUUGAUGACAAUGAAUAUCCUGAAUGGCUUUCAGCCAAGGAUAGAAAGCUAUUACAAAGCAAUAGCGGUGGGCAGGUGAAGCCCAACGCGAUUGUAGCAAAGGAUGGGAGCGGACAAUUUAAAACCAUCACUGCAGCUCUUGAUGCAUAUCCAAAGGCCAAUACUAGUAGAUAUAUUAUAUAUGUGAAGGCUGGAAUUUAUGAUGAGUAUAUUAAAGUUACAAAAAAACAGGUCAAUGUGUUCAUGUAUGGAGAUGGACCUCAAAAGACGAUAAUCACAGGAAAGAAAAGCUUCCGUGAGGGCAUCCCCACCUUCCAGACAGCCUCUUUUGCUGCGAUUGGACAUGGUUUUAUAGCCAAAUCAAUGGGAUUCCAGAACACGGCUGGUCCAGAGGGACACCAGGCUGUGGCACUCCGAGUUCAGUCAGACACGGCAGUCUUCUACGACUGCAGAAUGGACGGGUACCAGGACACAUUGUAUGUCCAAACCCAUCGCCAAUUCUAUAGCAACUGUGUCAUCUCAGGCACUGUUGAUUUCAUAUUUGGUGACUCUAGUACGGUCAUCCAGAAUUCUAAAAUCAUUGUUAGGAAGCCAAUGGACAACCAACAGAACGCAAUAACUGCUCAGGGGAGAAAGGAUAAACGUGAAAUCACAGGCUUGGUCCUCCAAAACUGCACUAUUGCUCCAGAGGCAUCACUCUAUCCUUUAAGACUCCAAAUCCGCUCGUACUUAGGUCGGCCAUGGAAGGAGUUCUCUCGAACUGUUAUCAUGGAAUCAACAAUUGGGGAUCUCAUUCAACCAGCAGGGUGGCUGGAAUGGGCUGGUAACUUUGCACUAGAUACGCUGUAUUAUGCAGAGUAUGCAAACCAAGGUCCAGGUGCCGCAACUGCUGGGAGGGUCAAAUGGAAGGGAUACAAAGUGAUCACAAACAGAAAUGAGGCUCUUCAAUUCACAGUUGGUUCGUUUAUCCAAGGAAACCAGUGGUUGGGAAACUCUACCGUACCCUACUACCUUGGGUUCAAAGGCACGCAAGCUUCAUGA
Messenger RNA from Quercus robur (English oak), 1851 nucleotides. RefSeq names its product pectinesterase-like. Gene Ontology annotation, molecular function: pectinesterase inhibitor activity; pectinesterase activity. The coding region runs from base 1 to 1851 and encodes 616 amino acids. The transcript has 3 exons. Gene Ontology annotation, biological process: cell wall modification. The record is from RefSeq and is a predicted model, not a curated record. Lineage: Eukaryota; Viridiplantae; Streptophyta; Magnoliopsida; Fagales; Fagaceae.